AUGGGAGAGAGCAGCCCGCAGACGCUUGAUCAAGGUGUAGAGCACCCAUCCGUUGGCAAUGCACAAUAUUAUAAGGAAUACAGCGCUGACAGAGGUCCCGAUGAUGUUUCCUACUCUAGUAAAACCAUCGAAGCGCUCUCUGAGGGCGCCACUGGUGGCAGCAACAACGAUGCAGGUGAUGAUGACAAUUGUACUGUGGCCCAGACUGAAGAAGGUGCCGACAGUUGCCGGUCUCUGCCCACUGGCGAUCAGCCUUCUGGUGGUGAGGUCGAUGGCCGCGAUGUGGUCAGCGUCAAGCGCAUGCCACGGGGCGAGACGUGGGUAGAAGUGGAGGAUGACUCCAGCAAUCGCCCAGACAAGGACAUUGACCAAAAUGAGGCAAGCGAUGAUGUUGAUCGAGUUGGCGGGGAGACCCUUGAGAAAGGCCGGACGCGAGAGAGCAAAGCGAGCCAUGGCUGGUUUUAUGGUGCUUCCGGGGUCUCUGAGGGGGAAGGCUUCCUUUGA
Clonostachys rhizophaga is the source of this 504-nucleotide messenger RNA. The record is from the annotation of a GenBank genome assembly. NCBI's taxonomy places the organism in Eukaryota, Fungi, Ascomycota, Sordariomycetes, Hypocreales, Bionectriaceae.